Messenger RNA from Pseudophryne corroboree (corroboree frog), 1453 nucleotides. RefSeq names its product serine protease inhibitor A6-like. Gene Ontology annotation, molecular function: serine-type endopeptidase inhibitor activity. The record is from RefSeq and is a predicted model, not a curated record. Gene Ontology annotation, biological process: negative regulation of endopeptidase activity. Bases 128 to 1348 code for a protein of 406 amino acids. Lineage: Eukaryota; Metazoa; Chordata; Amphibia; Anura; Myobatrachidae. The transcript is spliced from 5 exons.
UUGGCAUGACAUGCUAAAAGAGCUGAUAAGGAAAUGCAGGUGAUAUAUAUUUAUCAAACUCAUGGAGAAUCACCUACUUGCUGAGGACAACUGCACAGACAUAACGGUCUAAAGCAACUCAGGAAAAAUGAACCUUCUGCUACUCUUCGUCACCUCCCUGAUCCUGGCAACCGCACAUGGCAAGGAUAAGAAAGAUCACUGUAAUUGCCCAAAAUGCGGAAAGGAAGAGCCCAAUCUAUGCAAAGCCAACAUGCAGUUUGCAGUUACGCUCUAUAACGCCGUCUCUUCCACAACAGCGAAAGCCCCACCAAAUAUAAUGUUUUCCCCAUUCAGCAUUUCCUCAUUCCUUGCUAUGUUAGCUAUCGGAGCCAAAUCGACCACCCGCAACCAGAUUCUAGAAGGUUUGACCUUGGAUGAAACCCAAGAGGAUUUGGCGCUCAAUACUGAGUAUAAAAACCUCCUGGAAACACUAAGGAAACAGACGGAUAAAGUACAAGUUACCUUCGGAAACCGGUUCUUCAUGCAGAAAUCAACAGAUAUUGUGCCAAAAUAUCAGCAAGAUGUGACCCGUUACUACAACGCCUCCAUGGAGUUUGUCAACUUCAACAACCCGCAAGAUGCAGCGUCAGAGAUCAACGAAUAUGUAAGAAUGCGGACAGGUGGGAAAGUAAGAGACUUGGUCAGUAACCUGGAUCCUUAUACAAAACUGGUCCUCGCUGACACUUUGUCCUGUAAAGCAAAAUUACAAAAUCCCUUCACACAAAAUGACAUACAAUAUGAAGACUUCACAGUGAGUCAACAGAAAACAAUCCGAGUGCCAAUGCUCCACAGAGUAGGCCAUUAUAAAACUUACAAGGACAAAGAUCUUCAUGCUGCAGUGGUUGAAGUUCCGAUGGCUGGUGACCUCAUCCUGCUUCUCAUUGUACCGAAAAUGGGAUAUCUUGACAAAGUGGAACAAAAAUUGACAACUGAGCUCAUAAGAAAAUAUUUACACAAGACAAGAACCAGUAUGUUAGAUUUCUACAUGCCCAAGCUGACAUAUGAUGGACAGGUCAAUAUCCAGUGUGCCUUGAAAUCCAUGGGGAUGACACAAAUGUUUAAUGACAAUGCUGACUUGUCUGGGAUAUCUAAACAGUCAAGACUCAAAGUUUCUAAUAUUUGCCACAAGUCUACAUUCAGCAUCUCUGAGGAAGAGAUAGAAACAAGAAGUGGUUCCGCCACACAGACCUAUGUGAAAACCGAAGCCCCAGAACUGAAGGUUAACCGGCCAUUCCUUGUACUGGUUUACAGUGAAGAUGCCGACACCAUACUCUUAAUGGGGAGAGUCACAGACCCAUCAGCGAAAUAAAUGCACCUUAGUGCUGUAUCUUCAGUGCCGAAAAUAAAAACAUGUCUGUGGUGCAUGGAAGGUUCAUACACUGUUUAGGCAUAAUAAAGUGUUUACACUAACAAA